AUGCUGCGGCGAGCCAUUGAGGCGAGUAAGGCUGAAUCGUAUCCCAAGCAUCCAGAGUAUACGUCCGGCGCGAGCUCUUCGACUGCGGAAGGAUCAAGCGGUCCUUCGAAGCGGAAAGACAUCGACGACAAGGAGGACCGCAGUGGGAAGAAGGCGCGAAUUGAGACCUUCGGGGACGCCUCGCUUGGAAUGCGCGUGCUCUUGGGAUGCGGUGACAACGACGAUGACAACAGCGACGGAGAAUUCAGCGAAUGCAUCGUCGAGCCUGGCAAUGUCACGGAGACAUUCGAGCAGGUCCACGUCAGCCCCGACGUGCUCGAUGCACUCGACGUCCUGACCUUGUCGAUCCAGGACCCCAAAGCCUUCAAGGUUGGGAUCUUAUCCAAGUCCUCGAGCCUUGGAGUCCUCCUAUACGGGCCACCAGGAACCGGCAAGACUCUUCUUGUCCGGGCGCUUGCUAAACAAGCCAACGCCAGGAUGCUUGCCAUUUCCGGUGCGGACAUCCGAUCCAAGUUCGUAGGCGAGGGCGAGAAGAAAAUCAAGCGUAUGUUCGCAUAUGCGCGCCGGCACUAUCCCUGCAUCAUCUUCGUCGACGAGGCCGACUCCAUUUUCCGAUCCCGAUCAGCAGAGGGAAACUGCCGCGGCCAUCUAUCCGACCUCAACCAGUUCCUGGCCGAGAUGGACGGCAUCAACGCCGCGGGUGCCAACAAGCCCAUGGUGAUCGCGGCAUCUAACCGGCCCUUCGACAUCGAUGAGGGGAUUCUCCGCCGCUUGGGACGACGCAUCAUGGUUGACAUCCCUGAUGUCGUAGGCCGUGAGAGGAUCCUGCAAAUCCAUCUGGCUGGUGAGAAGACGGACCCGGAUCUCGACCUGGCCGAAAUCGCCAGGUCAACGCAGGAUUACACAGGCUCCGAUCUCCGAGACUUUGUCUGGGAGGCUGCCAUUGAGGCCGUGCGGGAGAUGCACCGCAACAAGCUCGAAAAAGGCCUCUCAGAGACAUCCAAGCAGGGAGACAUGGCCGGUGGCGCCGACCGCAUGCUUCGCCGAGAUCACUUCCUUUGGGCCAAGCAAGCGGUUCGUCCAGCUCCCAAAUCCGAGCUGGUUGCUAAGAUUGGGGAUUUCCACAGCAGGUUCGGCAGCACAGACCGGAGAGGCAGAAGGGGCGACCACAGGACGGAGAUAAUUAAUAAGGGCAACAAGGCAGAGUCUCCAUUGUCAUCUUCUUACAUAGCGUAA
Messenger RNA from Paecilomyces variotii, 1236 nucleotides. Its product is annotated as P-loop containing nucleoside triphosphate hydrolase protein. Gene Ontology annotation, molecular function: ATP hydrolysis activity; ATP binding. Gene Ontology annotation, cellular component: mitochondrial outer membrane. The transcript has 2 exons. The record is from RefSeq and is a predicted model, not a curated record. Bases 1 to 1236 code for a protein of 411 amino acids. Lineage: Eukaryota; Fungi; Ascomycota; Eurotiomycetes; Eurotiales; Thermoascaceae.